GGCACCAGGGGGGAACAGAGGCAUGAGCCAAGGCUGUUUGUCCCCCGGGGGGCAGCAGCAAGGUAAGGGACAUUCGCCAAUGCCAGCGGGCAAAGAGCUUGGGUUGCCCCUGGCCCCUUCAGCUGCCUCCAGCAGUAUUUUCAUCCAUGUCUGAGGCCACAAACCCUUACAGAAGAGAACCAGGGGUGCCGUUGUUCAGCCCCACACUCGUCCUCAUUUGCCCCAGCUCCUGGAGUCCCAAUUCAUCCUGGAAAGCGAGGAGCAGCCACCGAGCCUGCCCACCCGAGGGCUAUUUAAUGGAGCGGGACACGAGCUUUCUAAGUAAAAUUUAAUUGCGAUUCACACUCCAGGAAGAAAAAGGAUGGAGGGUAAGGAGAAAGGAAUGAAAGGAGACGAAGAACACCAAGAGUGAUGAAAUGAAGAGUACGAUCCGAUCUCGGAUCCAUUCAGGCUGCUGCGAUCGGCCAAGCCCCGGGUUUAAGGGCUGGGCAUGGGUUUAAGGGCUGGGCAUGAUCCUGCCCUCGCCUGAUGAGCAAUUGGAGCAGCGACUAGACAGAAGGGAUUAACAAGUGAUAGACAGCAAGCGAGCCCUUUGAAGCCAACAUCCCUGCUCUCUGCACAAAGCUGGGGACUUGUACACGGGAAGCACUGGAAUGGGUGAGUUACCAGGACCGGUGAGAGAAAAGGUGCAGAUUUCUCCCAAAUUGGAUUCAGAACACCCACUAAGGUCUCUGGCCAACAAGUACUACACGGCCCUGGUCAACGGAGACCUGAAAAGCCUGGAGGUGCUGACCGACAGAUACUAUGAGGACGUCAACCUGGUGUUUGAGAUCAGUAAAAACGAGAUGGAGUGGCAGGUGAAAAGCCAAUCAUCUUACGGACUCUCAGGGCUAUGGUCGCUGGAGUACAAGCAGGAGCUGACCACCCCCCUGUGCAUCGCCGCCAGCCGUGGCCACGCCGCCUGCCUGCGUCACCUCCUGCUGCGACGCGCCGACCCUGACCUGGCCCCGGGGGGCUGCACGCCCCUGCACGAAGCCUGCCGGGGGGGGCACACGGCCUGUGUGGAGCUGCUGCUGGAGCACAAGGCAGACCCCAACCUGCGGAGCGACGAGGGGCUGGCCCCGCUGCACCUCUGCACCACCCGCGACUCCUUGGGAUGUGCCAAGCUGCUGCUGAGACACGGGGCUGCCAUCGACCUGCCCAGCGAGGAGGCUGGUGAGACGGCGCUGCAUGUGGCGGCGAGGCACGGCCUCUAUGACCAUGCCCACCUCUACCUGCGGCACGGCGCGCGGGUGGACGCCCGCAGCGCGCAGGAGGAGACGGCCAUGGGUGUCCUCUGCAGCCACGUGCCCGGCACCACCGGCAGCAAUGACGAUGACCUCCUGCGGCUCUGCCGGCUGCUGGCCGCCCACGGCGCCAACCUGGAUGCCCGCGACGAGGGGCACCGGAGCCCCCUGCACAAGGCGUGCGGGGCCGCCAACGCCGCCCUGGCGCGGUUCCUGCUGCGGCGCGGGGCCGACGUCAACGCCAUCGACUACGACGGGCUCUCGCCGCUGGGCUGUGCGCUGCAGGCCGCGGCCUUCCGCAGGGAGUUCAGGCCACACCAGGCUGUGCAGCUGCUGCUCAACCACGGGUCGCAAAAAAUAUGGCCUCCCGCCUUCGCCAAGGUGCUCAAGUCCUGCGCAGCUGUGCCAGAGAUCAUCGAAGUCCUCAUCAACUCCUACUCGCAAAUCCCCGUCUCUGAGAAGUGGGCUGAGGUUGUGCCAGAGGAGGUGAUGCAGCAACACCAGCUAUUCUAUGAGUCCUUUUUCCGGCUGUCGGGCACUGUCCGGUGCCUGCAACACUUGUGCCGCUUCGCCAUUCGGAAAAAGUUUGGCAACAAAUGCCACUGCCUGAUCCCCUUGCUGCCUGUGCCCAAGCCCUUGCACGACUACCUGCUGCUGGAGCCCGAAGGAGUCGUGUUUUGAAGGGCUGAGAGACGCAAGCCGAGCUCCGCCGAGCAUCCCUCCCUUAACUCAUCCUCCCGUGGUGUAUUGCAGCAGCAUCCAUUUCUGUCAGCCAGGCUAAGGAGCGACUGUUUUCAUGAUAGAUUGUUGUUUUCCAGGGAUUUAUAACGUAACUAAAAUGUGCUUCGAGCUGUAACUUUGUAUAGAUUUUUUUUCUAAUUGUGCUUUAAAUAGAUUAUAAAGAGUAAUAAAAUGAUUAGUAGCUGCUACAAGUAGGCUGUGGAUAUGAAUAAGAUUCAUUAUGAAGACUCUCAUGAAGCGGCGGGGCUCCUCAGGUGUGCAGAGGCAAGCACAAGCAGCAGACAACCACUAAAACUAGCUGCUGGGGACCCCACACCCCUUUGGGUGGGCUCUCCCUGGGACCAGGACGAGCAGCACUGCCACUACGAGUGCAGCACAGAGGCCACCAGCAGGAUGCUUUACCCAGGAGCGUUGACAUAGACCAUAAAGCAGACUGAAAUCAGCUGAAACCUUGUGCGCUGCUGUUGGUGUACCAGCCACCGAGCCAGGGCUGGCCAUUUCUUGCCCCAGUUUCACCACAGCACCCCCAUGCCUAUUGCACUGGUACCCAGGGAGCACAGCUUGCAGGAUCUGGGGCUUGAUUUACCUUGGCAAAAGGCACCCAGAGCAAAGAGGAUUCACUUUCCCAGCCCCCUGGCUCCCCAAAUUAAUUUCCAUGGUGCCAAAGCUAGCGUGCGCACAUGCCCCUUGGAAGA
This is a messenger RNA of Oxyura jamaicensis (ruddy duck), 2722 nucleotides long. RefSeq names its product ankyrin repeat and SOCS box containing 18 (gene ASB18). Lineage: Eukaryota; Metazoa; Chordata; Aves; Anseriformes; Anatidae. The record is from RefSeq and is a predicted model, not a curated record. Gene Ontology annotation, biological process: protein ubiquitination; intracellular signal transduction; positive regulation of protein catabolic process. Gene Ontology annotation, molecular function: protein binding. The transcript is spliced from 6 exons. The coding region runs from base 654 to 1967 and encodes 437 amino acids.